AUGAAGGUCUCAACUUGUGUCGCUGCCGCCUCAAUGGCUGGCAUGGUCUACUCUGCCCCCCUCGAAAAGAGGCAGAACAUCGACAACACCGUUCUCCAGUUUGCCUUGACCCUCGAGCAUCUCGAGAACGUCUUCUACGAAGGUGCCAUCAAGAACUUCACUGCACAAGACUUUGCAGACGCUGGUUAUGGAGCAACGUACUACAACAAUCUCAAAUACAUCGCCAAUGACGAGCAGGUACACGUCCAGGUCCUGACUGCCGCCCUCCAAGCAAACGGCCAGACACCAGGUGUUGGAACAUCGGCGUAUCUGGGCGGCGCCCCGUUGAUCAGUAGCAAGUACUACUUGACUGUCGCCGGUGCCAUCCUCGCCACCGAAGCCCUCCACACCAGCUACCAGCGCGCCGCAAUCGGUGAGGUGCCAAUGGCCAACCCAUUCGAGACGCCACUCAACCCCAACCCCGUCUACACGCUGGCAGCGCAAUUCAUCGUCAACUGCCCAGCCACCAAUCCGCCACUACCCUUCAAGCCUUUCCCACUCCUGACCGCCACCAGCGGCACCUGCGUCGCCGAGGGCCCAGCCAUGAAGAAGCGUUCUUGGGACGACACCAGCAGCACUCCCAACCGAUCCACUGACUGGUCCGACAAGGGUUCGACCCCUACAGCUGCGUCUGCGACUGCAUCUGCCGCUGCUGCUCACACAACUGAGGCUAUGCACCCAUCAGGCUGGGGAUCAUCAUCCACGACCAAGACAUCCGUCGCGGCGUCCCCAACCAGCACCAAAGGUGCCUCAGGCGGCUGCGCCCUCCCCAGCAAGGCCGCUUGUGCCGCCGCCGCCGGCUCACCCUACACCUUUACCGCCGCCAACAGUAUUCCCGCCGGCAGCUUCGUGACCUUUGCCUCCGGCUUGAGUGUCGCGAGCGUGCAGGUUCCAUCAAUGGCAAGACCACCUAACCAAUAUCUACGAAGACAUCUCCAAGCACGACAAUCUCGACCAGUGGGAGGACUCCCCUCCGAAAUCGCCGAGCACGACCACCGCGACUUCCUCGGCAAGAAGGAGUACCAACGAGCCUGGGUCGACUUCUUCGAAGACCAACUCGUUGAAGCAGGCUACGACUGGAAAGCCGUCGUCACCAAAUACAUCUUCGAAAUCGGCCCCAAGUCAUGCGACUCACAUUACGCCAUGUUCGACUGCCUCGUCUCCGGCCUAGGCCACCCACUCAUCCACCUGGGCUACGCCUUCGAACUUACCUCCCGCGAAGUAGCCAUGGAAGCACUCGGCUUGGCCGCAACAUGCUACGACACACAACUAGCCUCCCUCGCAACCACACCACCACCAAAACACAUCCCAGACCCCACAUCCGACCUCUUCACUCUAUUCAACCGCGUCGAAACCGAUCCUACAUUCGACAACCUUUUCACCGGCCCCGGCGGCUCUAACCUCGGCACGCUCCUCUCCAACCCCAAACUUACCUCCGCCCUCCUCGCCCACUUCCACAGCUGGACCAUCACCAACCCCACCCAACAAUUCGCCCAAUCCCAACGCCUCGCCUCCCUCCUCCUGAUUUCCACAUCCAAACUCCUCCCCCAACCAGGCCACGACUACGACUUCUUCCUCGUGCACCUCCUCACCACCUCACACGCCAUCCGCAUCCUCCUCCCCUUCUUCCCCAAACACACCCACUUGCGCCUCGUCAGACAAUGGCUCCUCAUCACCCUAGCGAUCUACAUCGCCCAACUACGCCCCUCGCUCUCACAGGCUGCGGAGGCGCAGAAGGCGUACGAUCUGAAAGGUCGAGGGUGGGAGUUUGUGAAUGACAAAGCCCUGCACGGUGGGCAUAAGUACGAUGCGCAUUUCGUCAAGGGUUGUCGGGCUAUGUUGGCGGGAGCGAAGGCGUGGGGUGAUGACGAUGGGUUCUUCUUGAAGAAUGCGGUGAGGUUUGCGGAUGAGUUUGAGGGGUGGGGUGGGUUUGGGCGUGAGGAUUUGGAGGAGAUGGAGGAGGCGAGUCAGGGGCACCGUUGA
Messenger RNA from Cyphellophora attinorum, 2022 nucleotides. RefSeq lists its product as uncharacterized. The record is from RefSeq and is a predicted model, not a curated record. Bases 1 to 2022 code for a protein of 673 amino acids. NCBI's taxonomy places the organism in Eukaryota, Fungi, Ascomycota, Eurotiomycetes, Chaetothyriales, Cyphellophoraceae. The transcript is spliced from 5 exons. Gene Ontology annotation, molecular function: oxidoreductase activity.